Acanthosepion pharaonis is the source of this 672-nucleotide messenger RNA. Lineage: Eukaryota; Metazoa; Mollusca; Cephalopoda; Sepiida; Sepiidae. The record is from the annotation of a GenBank genome assembly.
AUGAUCCUUUUCUUUCUUGUGCUUCCUUCUCUAAAUUCUAUCACCUUUUCCUUCUCUAAGAACUACCUUUUUUUCUAUCCCUUUUCUAUAUUCUAUAACUAUUUCUUUCUCUUUCCUCUCCAUAUUUUAUUACUAUUUCUUUCUUUCUCCUCCCUCUCCAUAUUUUAUUACUAUUUCUUUCUUUCUCCUCCCUCUCCAUAUUUUAUUUCUAUUUCUUUCUUUCUCCUCCCUCUCCAUAUUUUAUUUCUAUUUCUUUCUUUCUCCUCCCUCUCCAUUUCUAUUACUAUUUCUUUCCCUCUCUUCCAAACAGCUUUCUUUUCCCUUCUACAUAUUCUAUCAUCAUUUCCUUCUCUAAGAACUGCCUUUGUUUCUAUCCCCUCUAUAUUCUAUUACUAUUUCUUUCUUUUUUCCUCCUUCAUAUCUAUUACAAUUUCUUUCAUUCUAUUCCUUCUCUAUAAACUAUCUUUGAUUUUAUUCCCUCUUCUUUAUUUAUUUCUAUUCUACUUUUAUCUAUUCAUUCUCCAUAUUCUUUCUUUUCAUCCUGAGUGGAUGUGCAUAUGUGCAUGCAACUUUUCUUUCUUUUUCUUCUCUAUCUUCUUUCUAACUCUUUCCAUGAUCUUUUUCUUCUUUCUUACUUUCUAUUCCUUCUCAAUGUUUUUCUUUCUCUUUUGA